Oncorhynchus keta (chum salmon) is the source of this 3217-nucleotide messenger RNA. RefSeq names its product RNA-binding protein 5-B-like. The transcript has 25 exons. Lineage: Eukaryota; Metazoa; Chordata; Actinopteri; Salmoniformes; Salmonidae. Gene Ontology annotation, cellular component: nucleus. The record is from RefSeq and is a predicted model, not a curated record. The coding region runs from base 180 to 2687 and encodes 835 amino acids. Gene Ontology annotation, biological process: mRNA splicing, via spliceosome. Gene Ontology annotation, molecular function: RNA binding.
GAUUUUGUUUACCACGUCCCGCCCGCUAAGCAUCUUGGGAAGAAGAAGGUGCUGAAGACCAACAACCAUUUUUCAUGUGAAAUGUGCAAGUACUUGAAUUGUUUGCAAAACCUAUUUAGCAAACAGAUUAUCAUCGGGAAUCUCCGACAUAUUUUUUAAAUUUCGUGACAACCAUUGAAAUGGGAGCUGAUAAGCGGGUGAGUCGCACAGAGCGUAGCGGCAGAUACGGCGGCAACAAUCAGGGCCGGGGUGAGAGGCGAGAGCGAGGAGACCAAGAACGAGAGCACGUCACGCGACGCUGGGGUGAAGAGAGACGCAUCGAACGCUACGAUGGAGGGGAACACCGGGGGAACAGAGCCAGUCCAGAGCAGAGAGACAGGAAGCGGCGGAACAACGAUGGAGCUGAAGAAGGCUACCACUCUGAUGGAGACUACCCGGAGCAGGACUACAGGGGGGAGCCAGGGGAGGAGAAGGAGAGUAAAACCAUCAUGCUCCGGGGCCUGUCUCUUCACGUCACAGAGGGAGACAUCCGAGCUGCCCUGGACCAGCUGGAGGGACCCCAGCCAAUAGAUGUCCGGUUGAUGAAGAAGAGGACAGGUAUAAGCAGAGGUUUCGCCUUCGUGGAGUUUUAUCACUUGCAAGAUGCUACCCGAUGGAUGGAGACCAAUCAGAAACUCCUGGUUGUCCAAGGCAAGAGUGUGGCCAUGCACUACAGCAACCCCCGGCACAAGUUUGAAGACUGGCUCUGCAACACUUGCGGCCUGUACAAUUUCCGGAGGAGGCUGAAGUGCUUCAGGUGCGGAGCAUCCAAAGCUGAGUGUGAAACCAACACCACUGGAGUCCGAGAGACCCAGCAGAGCGGAGACUACUACGGCGACACGAUCAUACUUAGGAACAUCGCCCCCCUUACCACUGUGGAGGCCAUAAUGACUGCCCUGGCCCCCUACGCCAACCUGUCAACCAGCAACAUCCGUCUCAUCAAGGACAAACAGACGGGCCAGAACAGAGGCUUCACCUUCGUACAGCUUUCCUCCCCUCUGGAGGCUUCUCAGCUCCUAACUAUCUUACAAGGAUUGCAGCCCCCUCUCAAGCUGGAUGGGAAGACCAUCGGUGUGGACUAUGCCAAGAGUGCCAGGAAGGAUCUCUUGCUCCCAGACUGUAACCGGAUCAGUGCCUUCUCUGUGGCCAGCACAGCCAUCGCUGCUGCCCAGUGGUCCUCCAGCCAGCCACAGCAGGGUGCUGAAGGACAGCUGUCGGAGUACAGCUACCUAGAGGAGGGAUACGUUCCCUACACACAGGACUACCAGGCCUACUACCAGCAGGCAGCAGGAGACCUCUCCCAGGGGAACGGAAUACUGGGAGCGGCCCCAGCUGCUACAGGAGUGGUGAUCUCACAGGUUGCACAGGUCUACCAACCCCACCUAAUCAGUCACACUGCUACACAGGCACUGCAAUUGGCCCAGCAACUGGAAGCAAAACAGACCGGAGUUCACUCUGCAGCUGCAACCAUUACAGCGCCGGUUUCCACAGCAACAGCGACACUCUCUGGACUGGCCACAGACACUGCUGUUCCCGACACCUCCACCUACCAGUAUGACGAGUCCUCGGGCUACUACUUCGACCCUGAAACUGGCCUCUACUACGACCCAAAUACCCAUUACUACUAUAAUUCCCAAACACAGCAGUACCUGUACUGGGACAGCGAGAAGCAGACGUACGUCCCUGCCUCAGCCGCCGACCAAACUGAGCAGACGGCAAACGCAGCAGCAGCUAGCAAAGAGGCUAAGGAAUCCAAGGAGAGGAAACAAGAGAAGCCCAAGAGCAAGACGGCUCAACAGAUUGCUAAGGACAUGGAGCGCUGGGCGAAGAGUCUGAACAAGCAGAAGGAGAACUUCAAAAGCAGCUUCCAGCCCGUCAGCCAGGAGGAGAGGAAAGAGGCCGCGGCCGCCGACGCAGGCUUCACACUCUUCGAGAAGAAGCAGGCUGGAAGCUUGGAAAUGCUCAUGUCAGAAGCAGUGCAGCGCCCAGAGGAGCAGGCCCCAACCAACUCAGCCAAGGUUGGUCUGGUGGCAGCCUACAGUGGGGACAGUGACCCAGAGGAGGGGGGUGCAGCAGAGCCGGAGCGCGAUGGUGGUGAGCAGGGCCAGGAUCAGCUGACAGACUGGAAGAAGAUGGCCUGUCUGCUGUGUAGGAGACAGUUCCCCAAUAAGGACGGCCUGGUGCGCCACCAGCAGCUCUCUGACCUUCACAAGCAAAACCUGGAGGUCCACCGCAGAUCUAAGCUGAGUGAGGCUGAGCUGGAAGAGCUGGAGAGGAAAGAGACCGAGAUGAAGUACAGAGACCGGGCUGCGGAGAGGAGAGAGAAAUACGGCAUCCCUGAACCCCCAGCACCCAAAAAGAAGAAAUUCACAGCACAGCCAGCACCAGUCGUUAACUAUGAGCAACCCACCAAAGACGGUCUGAACAGUGACAACAUUGGGAACAAGAUGCUGCAGGCCAUGGGAUGGCAGGAAGGCAGAGGUCUGGGCCGCAACCAGCAGGGCAUCACUGCACCUAUUGAGGCCCAGCUGAGGGCGAAGGGAGCUGGUCUGGGAACCAAAGGCAGCAGCUACGGCCUGUCUGCCUCAGACACUUACAAAGACGCUGUCCGCAAAGCCAUGUUUGCCCGCUUCACUGAAAUGGAGUGAUUUGCCAAAUAUACCUGCCUCCCAAGAACAACCAUAUCCUACUGACCUGGUGCUAUGUUCCCUGGGUUUCUGUGUGGGGGAAAUCACCGUCCCCGGGCAUCUUAACAUCUCUCCCUACAUUCAUCCAUAAACGGACGCCUUGAGAUAAAGGGAUUGUAAUGGCAGCAUGGGGAAGUUGCAGCGAUGACAUGCUUUAUUAAGGGGGAUUGGAGGGAGGGCCUUCCUUUGCUAAAAGAUUUGCAUUUCUUUGGAUGAAUUUCUGAGUGCAGUCACGUUGUCAUCCGUCUGCUAGAGAAUAGGAAAACGGAGAAAGGACUUGUCUAUUGGAGAAAUGUGAAACUAUGAAUUAUGUAGGUUAUGAUUUGUAUAUAUUUUAUUGUGUAAGAAUUUGAAGAUGGGCACAUUCCUUCCCCACCCCACCCCCUUUUUGCUGUGGCAAUAGUACUUUGUCGGCAUGUUAUAAAUGUACAGUUUGUAUGGUAUGCGUUCUCAUUUUGUACAGAAAAUAUUAAAUGAGAUUGAUCAACCAA